This is a messenger RNA of Symphalangus syndactylus (siamang), 8719 nucleotides long. It is a transcript of the gene SLC10A2, whose product is annotated as solute carrier family 10 member 2. Gene Ontology annotation, cellular component: apical plasma membrane. Gene Ontology annotation, molecular function: bile acid:sodium symporter activity. NCBI's taxonomy places the organism in Eukaryota, Metazoa, Chordata, Mammalia, Primates, Hylobatidae. Gene Ontology annotation, biological process: bile acid and bile salt transport. The record is from RefSeq and is a predicted model, not a curated record.
CAUGGUAAUGCAUGUAUGUGGUCCCAACUAGUAGAGAGGGUGAGGUGGGAGAACUGCUUGAGCCUGGGCGACGGAGGCUACAGUGAGCUGUGAUCACACCACUGCACUCCGGUAUGGGCGACAGAGUGAGAUUCUGUCCCCUGAUCCUGCAAAAAAAGCCAAAAAAAAAAUUGGCUAUUCCUUCAACAGGGAAGCACUGCAAGUCAAUUUCAACAGCUGUGGAUACAGAAUCCCAUUACAGAGAAGUAGGAAGCAAUUAACUGAGAGCAGUAAUACAAUCAGCCACCGCAAGGUCAUGGAUUUACAGGAAUUUGCUAUUCAUCCACGUUAUAAAAGCAAAGACAAAAAAUGUGAGUAACGAAAUGUUUGUCAUGCUUGCAAGAGACAACAGGAGCUAUUAGGAAAAUACAUCAAUUAAUUUUCUACUUUAAGAUUACGUGUUACUAGUGAACCAGAAAGCAUGCAAAAGUUGCUGUCUACGAAGAGGAUUUGCUUGAAGGUUUACCUAGGACUGAUUAAACAAAAAGUAUUUAAUUAUAGGUUCGGAGAACUUAAUGUUUCCGAUACUUAGAAAAUGUUUGACUGACAACAACAAAAUGAGUAAGACACAGGAUAAUCAACAGAGCCAACCCUUGCUAAAAUGAUGAAGGUGAACUAGCCAUCCACCUACACACCUCCUAGCCCUAUCCCCCAACUUCUCCUCCCGUCUCUACUCCCAGCCUUUAUUCUCUCCUGACUUCUUCUCAAGUUUAGUGUCAUUUCCUGCCUUCUCUAGGCCUGGGCACAGACCGCUUCCCAAUCUCUUCUUAUCAAAUGUGUCAGGUUGAUUUUUCUUUUUGUUUUUGUUUACUUUAUAUUGAAGUAUUGGUACUUGUGACCCCUCCUAGUGUCUGAUCUUCCAUACUUCCAAGGUAACGACUAUCCUAACUUCUAACACCAUAGAUUUGCUUUGCCUGUUUUUGUAUGUGUUCUUUAGUUUCUGGUUUCUUUCACUCAACAUUAGAUUUGUGGUAGUAGGUUACUCAUCCAGCUGAUGUAUAGAAGUCCAUCGUGUGAAUAUACCACAAUAUAUUUACCUAUUCUACCCUUGAUGGACAUUUGGAUAGUUUCCAGUUUGACGAUAUUAUGAAUGGAGUCACUGUGAACAUUCUACUUCAUGUCUUUUGGGGAACUUAAUUUACAGAUUUCUUUAGAUUGAAACCUAGGACUGGAAUGACUGGGUCGGAUGGACAUUUAGCUAUAAUCAUUUUCCAAAGUGGUGGGCCCAUCCUACAGACGUUUAAUAAGGAUUCACAUUCAUUCAUAAAAACAUGAAUAGUCUGCACAGUAUUUUCAAAAGAAGCAGAUCUAGAACCCAGUUCUGAUUCCAAGCCUAGUGCAUGUUCCAUCCAAUAGAUUCCAGGUUCUUCUAUCCUACUUUCUUCUCCUCAAUACUAUGCUGCCUUUUUCCUCUAAAGACUCAAGAAUGAAUAGCUAGUCAUUCACGGGGCAUUCUCCCCAGGGUACCUUUUGCCUUAAAGAAGGUCAGUGGUAACUCUAAAGAGCUCUACUUGUGGGACUUUCAGGUUUCAUAAAAGAUCAAUCUGUAGAAAGGAACUAGAGAGGAGAGAGAGGGAGAUAACUUCAGUCACAGGAAAGUACUUAACAGAGUCAAUCAAAUCCGAGAGGUCCAUUGAUCUAAAUAGAGCCGUUUGUGAUGAAACACAAUAGAAGAUAGGAAGCUCAUCUUUUAUCAUGUGAACUUCAGGGCAAACAUGCUAGAAAGCUGUUAAACCCUGGCCUCCUCACACUGAUACACAGGAACCAAAGGGAAGCCUCAGAUGUCAAAUUCUCACGUCUGCGCCCAGGCGGCCAGAAGCAGGAACUGGCUGCUGGUUUCUUGAGGGUGGCCUGCAUGUGAGCCCAGGGUGUGACAAAAUGUAGCAGAAAAGACUGAGAAGGAUGAUGAUGAAAAUGAAGCUCCAGCCUCCUGACUACCCCUCUCAGGUGUGCAUCUGUUCCCAAUUCCAUAUUACAAUUAAAGAGAAUGAUUUUUAUAUACUUAGAUACUUUUAGUGUCUGAAUUUGAAUAUAGCUGAAGUUAAGGGUACUAAUUAAUUGUGAAUCAUUCCAAUACUUGAAUAUAAAACCUCUCGAGCCUAAUGUGCAAAUUUAUGUAAAAACAAUGUGAAAAUUAGAAAUGCAUUGGCACUUUUUUUUUAAAGCAGAACUGUAGCACUCUGUCUAGUCAAACAGACUGCUCAUUUGCAAGUUGUCUAUAUGCAAAGCAUUCUGCCCCUGGGAGCCUAAAAUCUCCUUAGCAAGUCAUCUGAAAUUUGAGAAGAGCUUUGUUCUGAACCUGCUUUCUGCUCUCUUCACUUUUCUUCCCUGCUUCCAGCACUGUGGGCAAAAAGCCUAAGUAUGGAUUUCACCUGGCCAACCCAGAAACAGCCAUGGCCCAAACAGGAGGCCUGCCCUGGGAAACCCAUUUAAGUUCAAAGGAGGGUGUCUAAAUAAGCUUGUCUUGAGCCCUGUGCAUUGGGUCUUGCACUGCAGCCUUCCAACUUUAAGAGAAAUUUCAGAAUCCAAAUUCUUCCCACCUGCAGGGCUCAAAUUUUCCUUUGCAGAUCAGACCUGGUGAAGAGGCUAUUUGCCGUUCAAUCCUAGGCUAGCUUUCUGCCUUUCACCUAAUGUUUGAGGUUAAGAGAAAUCAGAGAAGAGAGACUGUAAACUGAUCAACACUGCAUGGGCAUCUGCCUCACCCAGCUUUGGGAGUGGGGGGAAGAGUCAGCCACAGGUGCUCAGGUGCAGGUGCCCAGGUGUGAGCGGCCAGGUGCAGAUGCUCAGGUGUGGCAGCAGGGAGUGCACUUGGCUCAUCUGCCCUGGGGAGGGCCAGCUCCCAACAGAAGUAGGCCAGAGGUCAGUCCCAGGAAAUGCUUGGAGCGGCCGGCAGGGUAGGGCCAACUCAUGAUACACCUAGGAGUGGGAAGGGGGGCCUCUUUGGGAAUUACCUGGUUUAUCAUUUAGCUGUUGGGGUGGGGAAGGAGGUGGGAAAGACAGAAGGCUCUACCAGGAAUUGGCAGGCAGCCAGGUCAGAGGUAAUGGCAGCCCACUUGUGCUAGAAAGGCAGGCAGGAUAUGACUGCACAGAUAUUCUCUCCUGGGCGAGGAGCCACAUCAACAAGUACAAAUCGCGGUUGCCCUGGAAGGAAAUGGCUCAGGUUUUUCCCAGUAGCUCACUGCCUAGGCAUCCCCACCAGUGGUUUGGGCAUUUCACUCUAUUAGCUCUUCUGCUCAGUGGUCCAUUCUGCUAGCCACAGCUCACAUUUACUCAAGUUAUGAAAAAGGUUAAUUUCCCCAUAUUGAGUUUCUCUGCAAAACCUGCUUUCAGUUGUGACCGGUAAGUUCCGUUGUCACCAGUAUGGGUACAACUGUUGUGACCCUGAUAUUGUGAAGCUGUGAUACUAAAAGUGUGACCCCAGAUCAGUGUCAUCGCCAUCAACUACAAUCUUGCUAGAAAGAAAACUCGCCCUAGACUUCUAGAAUCAGAAUCUGCAUUUUAACAAGGCCCCCGGGGGAGUCCUGUUCACACUGAGUUUUGAGAAGCUCUGUUCUAAGCUAUUACUCCAAUCCCCAGCAAGCCAAACCGACCACUUUCAUCACAUAAUCAGAACGCUCGGUUCCAGUAUUUCCAGAUACCAGCCAUAGGAAAGAACAUUGUUCUCUCAUUUCCCUUGCACUCAAUUUCCUCAACCCUUAAGUCCUCAUCUGUAAAAUGGGAGUGCUAAUCCUACUUAAUUUAAGAUGAUUAAGUUGAAUAAUAAAUUAGAAUUUGUCCUACAAAUUGUGAAUCAUGAUCGGAAUAUUCAAUUUUAUUAUUUCUCUGUGUCCUAACUCAAUAACUGGGUUAUAAACUCCUGAAAACAGGACAAUCUCUUCUCUACCUCUUUCUUUAUCUUCCCUAUAUACUGAAAUACAGCGUUCUGCCCAUAAUGAGGUCGACUAUUUGACAUUUACAAAAAUCUCUCUUGGAAUCCUCCUGCCAAAAACAAAAAAAUCGAAUUUCAAUUUAUGACUCCAAGCACAAAGAGAUCCUGUCACUUUGACCUAAUUCUCUGAGGUUCAUCCCUCUAAAUAAUUGUAUUGUCUCCAUCUAUAAAGUACUCUGUUACUAUGACAACGCACACAUAAUUGCAUGUGUAAGUAGUUGAGGAUGGCUGUACAAGUCAGGCUCCUUUCCACCAGAAAACACAGAAAACAUUCUAUCUUCCCAAAUGUUACUCUCUCAGAUUUGCACCAAGACCCUAGAAGUUUCUUAAACUUCCAUAUACUUUAUGGACACUAUAAAGCAAUUCCAGGAAACACUAAUAGAGUAGCAAAACUAUUGGGGAGUGGAAAUUGGAUGGAGAUCUGGGUCCCAGUUCAGCGUCUGACACCUGAUUUGCAACAUAAUUAGGCACAGGGCACUCAACUAUUCAGGGCCCUAAACCCUUCUAUUGAAAGGGAAAUGAGAGAACAAUAUGUGUUCCUAUGGCUCAAUCCCUAUAAGAUUCUGUACUAUUCAGAGUUGAUUUUAAGUGUCACUUAAUUGAAAUUAUCCAACAAACCUUCAUGGCAUGAAACAUAAACACGGCUCUUUUUAUAUGGCAUGGUUCCUAUGCCUCAAUCCCUAUAAGAUUCCAUACCAUUCGGAGUUUAUUUUAAGUGUCACUUAACUGAAAUUAUCCAACAAACCCUCGUGGCAUUAAACAUUAACGUGGCUCUUUUUAUAUGGCAUGGUUCAUUAUCAUGCCAAUAAAUGAUUAAUCGUAACUCUCUGUCUUGACCAAUAAUUUUGCUGGACUUUUAUGAUUCACAACGUGCUCUGUGUUGUAAUGCUACCUCUUGAAACUGACAUCCUAGCAUUUAUUGUUUUUUAUUACUUCCCUAAGGUGGCUUUCAAAAGAGACACCAAAUGACAUAUUUUUAGGAGGGGUUUAAAAGUUUGAUGGGGUAGAAGUAAACAUUGCUUAACUCAACCGGCAGCAGAGCCAGGACCCAGGGACCAGCGCUUCUGUGGACUUGGCCUUUCAAGCAGCAGACCCAGCAAUGAAUGAUCCGAACAGCUGUGUGGACAAUGCAACAGUUUGCUCUGGUGCAUCCUGUGUGGUACCUGAGAGCAAUUUCAAUAACAUCCUAAGUGUGGUCCUAAGUACGGUGCUGACCAUCCUAUUGGCCCUGGUGAUGUUCUCCAUGGGAUGCAACGUGGAAAUCAAGAAAUUUCUAGGGCACAUAAAGCGGCCGUGGGGCAUUUGUGUUGGCUUCCUCUGUCAGUUUGGAAUCAUGCCCCUCACAGGAUUCAUCCUGUCAGUGGCCUUUGACGUCCUCCCCCUCCAGGCCGUGGUGGUGCUCAUUAUGGGAUGCUGCCCUGGAGGAACUGCCUCCAAUAUCUUGGCCUAUUGGGUCGAUGGCGACAUGGACCUGAGCGUCAGCAUGACCACAUGCUCCACACUGCUUGCCCUUGGAAUGAUGCCGCUGUGCCUCCUUAUCUAUACCAAAAUGUGGGUCGACUCUGGGAGCAUCGUAAUUCCCUAUGAUAACAUAGGUACGUCUCUGGUUGCUCUUGUUGUUCCUGUUUCCAUUGGAAUGUUUGUUAAUCACAAAUGGCCCCAAAAAGCAAAGAUCAUACUUAAAAUUGGGUCCAUCGCAGGUGCCAUCCUCAUUGUGCUCAUAGCUGUGGUUGGAGGAAUAUUGUACCAAAGCUCCUGGAUCAUUGCUCCCAAACUGUGGAUUAUAGGGACAAUAUUUCCUGUGGCGGGUUACUCCCUGGGGUUUCUUCUGGCUAGAAUUGCUGGUCUACCCUGGUACAGGUGCCGAACGGUUGCUUUUGAAACAGGGAUGCAGAACACGCAGCUAUGUUCCACCAUCGUUCAGCUCUCCUUCACUCCUGAGGAGCUCAAUGUCGUAUUCACCUUCCCGCUCAUCUACAGCAUUUUCCAGCUCGCCUUUGCCGCAAUAUUCUUAGGAUUUUAUGUGGCAUACAAGAAAUGUCAUGGAAAAAACAAGGCAGAAAUUCCAGAGAGCAAAGAAAAUGAAACGGAGCCAGAGUCAUCGUCUUAUAAGGCAAAUGGAGGAUUUCAACCUGAUGAAAAGUAGACAUCAAGUGGACAACAAAGACGAGUUCUAAAUUACAUUCUUAAACCAUAAUUAUAUUUAGUUAUUUGUUUUGGUAAGACAGUUGGCAGAAAAGAGUUAAAGUGAAAAUUUGAAUUUCAUUUGAAUUCAUGCAUUGGUUUCAGUACCAAGUGACUAGUGGCCCUAUUCUUUAAUGGGACAAAUAUUGUUUCCUAUAUAUAUGUAUAUGUUCUAUAUAUGUAUGUAUACUCAUAUAGAUAUAUUGUCAUUGAAAUAUUCCCCCAAAAUAUUCUCAGACUAAACCUGGCAGAGGGAACACCGAGAAUGAAAACAUCGUAACACCAAAACUGAAUUCUUAUGCAGAAUUUCCUAGCCCAGAGAUGACGACCUGACUUUCUGUACGUUAAAGUAGAUGUAGUGAAUUAUUAUUAUUAUAGUGGUCAAGAUUUUCUUCAGUGUUUACGAUUAUAAAAAUUGACAUGAACAUCUUUCACUGACAUUUUAAUCAUUAUUUUGAAAGCUUUGCAACCUAUAUAUUUAUAUAGCUUUGUAAUAUAACAUGGGCAAAUAUCUGACUUCUGUAUUUUUAAAAAGUUGCCUUCUCCAGUGACAGUCCAAAAGCAGAAAUGAGAGGAAAUUAUUACAAAAUAGAAUUCAAUAACCGUAUUGGAUGCAGGCUCUUAACUCAGCAGGGAGAUUGCACAUCUAUUGCUCUACCUCAGGGGUCCAGUGAUAACCACUAGAUCUUUCAAGGAAAAUCGUAAUUCUUUCAAAUGGUGUGUAUUUGGCAAAGAGCCCUUCAAACCCAGGAGAGGAACUUCCUCAAGGUUUUCCUGUGUGCAGCGGGUCCACAUAGCUAAUAUGACAGCUAUUCAGUUGACAGGGACCACCCACACAGUAAGCACCAUGGUCAGGGAGGUGGCAGGAGGUGCAAAGACAGAAGUAUUGGGAGAAACACCAAGACUCUAGUGGAGGAAUUAAUUCAAUGGGAGAUAGCACAAAAUACAUAGAAAACACAAGUAACAGAAACCCGGUUGAAAUGCUUAACUAGAGUCAAUUAGAUGUGCAGGAGUAAGUAGUAUAAGAAGAAUGAAGUCCGAGAGUGAUCAGGAAAUGAGUAUUAAACAGUAUUUGAAACAGAGAAUGUGUCCCAGGGCCCAAAAGUAAGAAGGGCCCCACCAGCCAGGCAAGUUGUUUGAAUGCUGUAAGCAGGUGUAGCCAAGGGAAGCCAGGACUAUCUGAUAUACAGCAGCAGGGGUUUAUGGCUGCCAGGGUAAAAUAACUGAUCAAGUGUUGGACUUUCAAUUAUAAGAUCGAAUUUAAUUUUCUUUCCCUCAUUCUGCAGCAAUCAGAAUACACAAUCUUAACCACUCGGUCCUUAGUGGUUUUGUUCCAUUUUGCACUGGGUAUUUUCACUGCCUCAUAGAGUCUAUUUCAAGUGUUUUGGCUGAAAGGGCUUUUUGCAUUUGCAUGUUCUGAGUUCAGAUCCUGCUGGUGCACCCAAGCAUUAUGGGAACAGGAACUCAACUUAGCUCUUCCAGUAGAGGGAUGAGGGAUUCUGCUUUUCAAAUUCGUAGCAUUUAUCUUUUUAUACAAGGCUUUCAUUUACAGUUGAAUACGUACUUCAUAUUUUUCCAUCAUUAGACAAAUACAAAAUGGACUAAAUAAUUUUAAGAGAUAGUGGAGGAGAGGGGGCUUCUUUCUUAGAGACUUCCUUCUUAGAGAGUGUCAGAGAAUAUGCUCCCAAUGGUGGAAAGGAAGAUUUUCAGUCUAGCGGCUAAGUACCUCCUACACAUUUCUCAUCAAUCAGAAAAUAGACAGGUGCACUAAAGGGACCCUGAGAACUCUAUCGUAAUUUCAACACACCCAAAAUCAAGGGCCUGGAUGCCAGCAGCUGCAGCAAGCAGGUUUUUCCUCCCUGUUGAUCAAGACAGGUGAGCAAGAUAGAACUUGGCUUUCUUAUAUGAUGCGGUAACUUGUGACUUGUGUCUUUUUCCCUAAUGUGCUAGUGGGAAGAAAAACAGCUGAGCUUUCUAAAAUGAUAGCUCUCUAUUUUUAAAUGAAUUUGAAAAGUAGAUUAAAUUAUGUAUUUUAUUGCCUCUGAGUAUCAUACUAAAUGAAUAUUUUAUUUUAAAGUCUUAAAUAAAUGAAAAUGAUUUUUGUAAUGUUUGGUCUAGUUGAAUCUUUGUGACUUGUGUCAAGAUUUUCUCACUGCUCAGUUCUAGAGAUACAAAUAAGGUGGAGUUUCUCAGAUAUUAAAUUGUUCUUUGAAAGGUGCCUGAAAGAAACUCUUAAUUAAACACUCUCAUAAUUCGGUCUCCCACUGAUACUGACUGGGAUUUUCCUCCAGAAAAUCAUACAGGGGGAACAUUAAUUAAAGACUCUUAAAAAUAGUUUGACAAUGAUAGCUGAUUUAAAGUAAUAAUGAAAGUAUUUCAUGAACUUACAAAUGAAGCCACCAUCUUCUAUGAAAUGGUGAUGUAUAUACAUACAUAUACACGUGUGUGUAUAUAUACACACAUACACAAUGAUAGCCUAUUUAAAAUAAUAAAAGUAUUUCACGAACUUAUAAAUAAAGCUUUCACCUCCUACAAAAUGGUGAUAAAUGUAUGUGUAUAUGUAUAAUA